UAGUGUUGUAUACGUAACACUGCUAAUCACGGCUUCAGCAUUUUAUGUCUUCUUAAUAAUUAAGGAAAACAAGUUUAAACGUGAAAUGCCGCAAGUCUAUAGGGAUACUUUGAUACAUUGCAAAAAGGAUAACAAGAUCGUCGGCAUUUUCGGAGAACCUAUUAAAAUAAUUCGACAAAAGAAUCGUAUCGUACAUAGUCACCGCUAUUACAAAGUAAAGGGUGAGUCUUACGAGGAGUUCACUUUUGACAUAGCAGGACCGAAAGCAAAAGGACUAGUACAUGCAAACGUGAAGAAAGUGAAUAACGAGUAUGAAUACACGAAUCUGCAUGUUACGGUGUCUAAAGUAGGAAGAUUUAAAGUGGAGUCCAAAGUAGAAAAUUUGAGAGAUAGAUAUAAAUAUAAAUAUGAAUCUGUCAUUCAAACAUAUUGAUAUUUAGAAUAUUUGAGC
Molecule: messenger RNA, 451 nt
Organism: Harpegnathos saltator (Jerdon's jumping ant)
Lineage: Eukaryota; Metazoa; Arthropoda; Insecta; Hymenoptera; Formicidae
Exons: 3
Coding region: 86-433 (115 amino acids)
Biological process (GO): protein import into mitochondrial matrix
Cellular component (GO): TIM23 mitochondrial import inner membrane translocase complex
Source: RefSeq, a predicted model, not a curated record